CUGCCGCUCGGCCCGGGUGGGCGCGGGCGCGCGCUCGGACGGCCCCGCCCCCGGCAGAGCGCGCCCCACGGCGUCUAGGGGGCGGGGACGCGGGCGAGGCUGGCCAUGGAGGCCGCGCGGAAAGCCCACGAGGCCGCGCUGCGGCUGCUGCUGAGCCGGCCUUGGGCCUCGGGCGCCGCCUCCCGCCCGAAGCCCCGCGCCUCGGAGGUGCUGACGCAGCACCUGCUGCAGCGACGCCUGCCGCACUGGACCUCCUUCUGCGUGCCCUACAGCGCCGUCCGCAACGACCAGUUCGGCCUCUCGCACUUCAACUGGCCGGUGCAGGGCGCCAACUACCACAUUCUGCGCACGGGCUGCUUCCCCUUUAUCAAGUAUCACUGCUCCAAGGCCCCCUGGCAGGACCUGGCCCAGCAGGAUCGGUUCUUCACGGCGCUCAAGGUCGUCAACCUCGGUGAGUGGCCCGGGCGGGUGAGGCAGUCCCGCCGCCGACGGCCCCACUGUUUGAAAAGCACGCCGACGAACCUCGUCAGAGGUCAAGACCCCGGCCCAAGGUAUUCCAACUUUAUUAUAUGGACUUGGCUCCUGGUUAUUUGCUAGAGUCACAGAGACUGUGCACACCAGUUAUGGACCAGUAACAGUUUACUUUCUAAAUAAAGAAGAUGAAGGUGCCAUGUAUUGAAAGUGUACAUUGGAAAACAUAAAUAUUAGUGGAUUUUCUCAUGUGUAUGUGCAAUAUUUAUUUUUGAUCCUUUGAAAUAAAACUUUUGCAAAUAUC
Molecule: messenger RNA, 775 nt
Organism: Phyllostomus hastatus (greater spear-nosed bat)
Lineage: Eukaryota; Metazoa; Chordata; Mammalia; Chiroptera; Phyllostomidae
Gene: CUNH15orf61
Product: chromosome unknown C15orf61 homolog
Exons: 2
Coding region: 106-597 (163 amino acids)
Source: RefSeq, a predicted model, not a curated record